UUCUCCUUCUUUUUGAUCCAUGUUCUGUGAAUGGUUACAUGAAUCUUCUCCAUUUUUCGCUUCCAACGCUGCCACAAAAAAGGCCAUUGCUGCCGCCAAACUUCUACUCAAUUAUGGCGGCUAAUACUCUUAAACCCUAACCCCCAAUCUCCAAUUUUCCCACGUUUAUUUUCCCUCACUUUCCCGAGAAAACACAAGAAAAAACAGUAAAAAGAAAAUUCCGAUGGCCACCGGACUCGCCCUCAGAUUCAGAUCCCGCCUCCUCCAUACCACCUCACUCCUCCACUCCUCCCUUCUCCACACGCGCCACCCUACCGCCGCCAAUCUCUCGCCGUCUCUCGCAGCUGCCUCCUUCAUCCGUUCCAUCGACUCACCUUCCGCCCUCCCCUUCGCUUUCUCUAUCCACCGGCGUCUCCUCUCCACGGCGGCUCGUCGCUCGGCAUCUCGACCAAAGAAAACGGUUGACAUCGGCGCGCGAGCCAGGCAGAUGCAGACACGGCGCCUGUGGACCUACGCCCUAACGUUCGGAUGCAUGGCAGGGUUCAUCGUGAUCGUUCUGAACAACUUCCAGGACCAGUUAGUGUUCUACGUUACUCCAUCGGAAGCUCUCGAAAAGUACGCUCAGAACCCUACGAAGACGAAGUUCCGAUUGGGAGGUUUGGUCCUGGAAGGCAGCGUCGUGCAGCCUGCAUCUUCUGCAGAGAUGGAAUUCGUGGUCUCCGAUCUGAUCACCGAUAUUCUUGUCCGGUACCAGGGUUCGCUUCCCGAUCUCUUCAGGGAAGGUCACUCUGUGGUGGUGGAAGGGUUCGUGAAGCCGUUCACCGAUGAGAUCAGGAAGCAGGUGUCAGCCAAGAGCGUCUCCGGAAAGGCAAGGAGCGGAGACUGCUAUUUUUCCGCCACGGAGGUUUUAGCAAAGCACGACGAGAAGUAUAUGCCUAAGGAGGUUGCGGCGGCUAUUGAGAAGAACAAGAAGAUCAUUGAGGAGGCUGCAGUGAAAGAAGCGGAAUCGGCGGCAGAGGCUGCAGUGGCAGCAAAGAGCUCUUAGGUGGAUGGUGAUGGGGCUGCUUCUCUCUGCCUAAUUUUUGAUAUAGUUCCCUGAUAUUAGAAGCAUGAAACUGACAUCUUAAUUCCUAUUUUUCUGUAGAGUUUCAAUUGCAACAAAUAUAUUGUUCUUUCUACAGACUACAGUUUAUGUUGUGAACAUGUAACUGAAGUAUGGAACCGAACAAUUGUGUUGAUUACUUUUGGCCGUAAUAAACAUUCUCACAUUUGAAUAUGAAAUGCAAGUUGAGGAUCUUUCUUUAUCACAUUUUUGUUUGAACAUCUAGACCUGCGAACAUAGUAUUAUUAGUUUUAAACUUUUAAUUACUCUGAAAGUUCUGAGUGUUUGCACAAAGUACUUGCUAGUAUCUUACAUAGCAUGUGCUUCGGUGCUUGUAUAAUUGGUAAAACAAUUGAUAUAUGUAGUGAGUACUUGUUUGGUUUAAGUUAUUACUUUCAUAUUUUGUGACCCUUUUAAGAGCACCGCUUAUAGAACGGGAAAGGAAAAAGUAGACACAGAACAACCCAUCACAUAAUACAUGUACAAAUUUCUCUUCUUGUCCACAAUAGAUUAGAUAGGAUGAAUUGAAUUAGACCCUAACCAAUAAUUAGGGACGAAGAAUAAGAUAAUACAAUCAAGUAAUCAACAUAAUAAAUAAACAACAAAUAUUGCAGCCCAUUUAAAAUUUAACCAAAAAAAUAAAGAUGCAGGGAAAAUUUAGUGGCGGAGAAGGGCAAGGAAAGAGAGGAUCAACGUGGAGCAAACAAAUGUAGCAGAAUAUGUGACCAUAGAUCCAGCUCCAGCGUCCAUGGGUGCUGGAGCCGGCGCUUCGCCGCUCUGUGCCCUCACUGCAUCAGCAAACAUAAGUGCCACGAUGAAGACCAUGAAGAACACUGCUCUGCUAAUGCGUGCCAUUUAGAUGCAAAGAAGAAAGGGAACAGGUAUACUUGAAGCUUAUAAGCUUUAGAAUAGCUAGGGAGGUGGAGAAAUUAUCUUGUAUGUGUUGAGAAAUGCAAUAACUCUUUGGCUUAUUUAUAGCCUUCACUAAUCACUCCACAUUAUUGCGGGUAAUCAUUGUUAUGACUUAUUAGAUAAAUGAAUAAUUUUUAAGCUAA
Arachis stenosperma is the source of this 2157-nucleotide messenger RNA. RefSeq names its product cytochrome c-type biogenesis protein CcmE homolog, mitochondrial. NCBI's taxonomy places the organism in Eukaryota, Viridiplantae, Streptophyta, Magnoliopsida, Fabales, Fabaceae. The transcript is spliced from 2 exons. The coding region runs from base 224 to 1045 and encodes 273 amino acids. Gene Ontology annotation, biological process: cytochrome complex assembly; protein-heme linkage. Gene Ontology annotation, molecular function: heme binding. The record is from RefSeq and is a predicted model, not a curated record. Gene Ontology annotation, cellular component: plasma membrane.